Molecule: messenger RNA, 1853 nt
Organism: Aspergillus wentii DTO 134E9
Lineage: Eukaryota; Fungi; Ascomycota; Eurotiomycetes; Eurotiales; Aspergillaceae
Exons: 2
Coding region: 111-1748 (545 amino acids)
Biological process (GO): transmembrane transport
Molecular function (GO): transmembrane transporter activity
Source: RefSeq, a predicted model, not a curated record
CACAGGGAAGGUCUGCAGAGUGGUAGCACUUUCGAUGCCACUGCUGCUCUAACAAAAAUCAGACAGGCCAGGUCUGGUAGCAGCACACAAAUUCACCCCUCCCAAGCAACAUGGAGAGAGAAAGCCUUCCAAAAUGUGACACAGAUAUCGAUACUGGUCCAGGCACUGUGUCACCAGUCGAUAGCACUCUUGUUGAGACCUCAGACCACGAACAAGUCAUACAGACCAAGGAAACCAGCCAGGAAGAGACCAUGGACAAAGCAUCAGAAAACAAGUCGGACGUCGAGUCAGGCCCAAAGGACGAAGCGCCGUACUGCGUCCUCUCGGAGGGGCAGAAAAUUUUCAUCAUGCUGUCUUCUUCGUUUGCGGCGAUUAUCUCUCCUAUUUCGAGCAGCAUCUACUAUCCAGCCCUCACUUCGAUUGCAAAUGAUAUGCACGUCACCAUCACCUUGAUUAACUUAACGAUCACGACGUACUUGAUCUUCCAAGGACUCGCCCCCUCUUUUAUCGGAACAUUUUCAGAUAUCCACGGCCGACGCCCCGCAUACCUCAUCUGCUUCAUCAUCUAUCUCGGUGCGAACAUCGGCCUCGCCUUACAAAACAACUACGCCGCCUUGAUGGUCCUUCGAUGCCUACAAGCCUCAGGAAGUAGUGGAACAAUCGCCCUUGGCAGCGCCGUGGUUGCGGACGUAUCUACCCGGGCAGAGCGUGGCAAAUAUAUCGGAUAUGCGACGAUGGGAACGACACUUGGCCCAUCCCUAGGUCCUAUCAUCGGCGGUCUUCUCGAGCACUUUCUAGGCUGGCGAUGGAUAUUCUGGUUUCUGGCCAUCUUCUCUGGCGCUUUCUGUGCUAUCAUCCUCAUGACCUUUCCCGAGACCUGUCGCACGGUGGUUGGGAAUGGUUCCGUGCCUCCUGCUCGAUGGAAUCGUCCACUGUGGAUGGUAUUGAAAGAGUGCCUUGGGAAACCCGAGAAGAAGGAUAGUACGGAUGGUGAGAAAACCUUGCAGCAACGAAAAGAACGACCUAGUGUUCUCGCAGCCGCACGGAUCGCUACUGAAAAAGAAGGCGGACUGAUUCUGAUCUACGGUGCACUGCUAUACUGUGGAUUCAUGGUGGUGUUGAGUACAUUGACCUCCCAACUCGCGAGUCGCUUCGGAUUCAACGCCAUUCAAAUUGGCUUAUGCUACCUUCCAUUUGGAAUUGGGAGUUUGACCUCGCGAUGGACAGUGGGAACUCUGCUCGACUGGAACUUCAGACGCGAAGCACGACGCCAUAACAUGCCCAUCGUCAAGAACCAGCAACAGGACAUUCGCCAUUUCAACAUUGAAGCCGCCCGAUUGACAAUCACAAUCCCACUUGUUUACGCAGCAUGUUUCUGCAUUAUUGCCUACGGUUGGGUGAUGCAGUAUCGAACAUCACUGGCUGGUCCACUGGUGAUGCUCUUCUUCAUCGGUCAUCUACUCUCCGGAGCUUUUACGUCUCUGAGCACGUUGAUUGUCGAUACCCAUCGCCAGAGUCCCGCGACUGCCGUUGCUGCAAACAAUCUCCUUCGCUGCUUGAUGGGAGCCGGUGCGACUGCUCUUGCUUCGCCGCUGAUCGACCGCAUCGGUAUCGGCUGGACCGCAGUAUUCAUUGCCGGAGUGUGGGUGGUCUUCAGUCCGUGUCUGUGGGCUGUUUUUGUCUGGGGACAUAAAUGGAGAUAUGCAUUGCUGGCCAAGGAAAGAGACGGCGAGAACGUUGAAGCCUGACGGCACUGGUGGCACAUAAAUAUCGGUUGCUCCGCUAAAAGCAUAGAAUUAUGGAAUCGGGAUGGCUUUUUCUAGUUAGCAAUAGUUGCAGAAUGAUAUUCGGCU